Molecule: messenger RNA, 1839 nt
Organism: Scatophagus argus
Lineage: Eukaryota; Metazoa; Chordata; Actinopteri; Scatophagidae
Product: histamine H3 receptor
Exons: 3
Coding region: 304-1605 (433 amino acids)
Biological process (GO): adenylate cyclase-activating adrenergic receptor signaling pathway
Cellular component (GO): membrane
Molecular function (GO): histamine receptor activity
Source: RefSeq, a predicted model, not a curated record
CAGUCUUCCCAUUGGUGACAAAAGCAAAUAUUCGCUCCUCGGCACACGCACAUCGAGCACUGUUAAUAAAUCAUCUGACCAGAGAGGAGGCAUUACCCAGAGGAUAUAUAGUUAUUGAUAUUUAAAAAAAGCUUUCCUUUAAACUUGUAGUUCCUAAUCACAGAACUCCUCCCGGGAAAAUGGAAGAUUUGGGAAAAGUGUUUUCAUUUAUUCACAGGUUCUCAGUCAUGUUUGACUCCUUGGUAAAGUGGAGCGGAACGUUUAAUCGCGUAAUUGGACUAGUUCGUUGUUUCAGUGCGUGAGAUGAAAAAGGUCUACGAUGAUUUUGGCUUUGAAUUAACUAUGGGCGCGCAUAUUCUGGAGUCCAACUCCAGCGGCAACUUGACUCCUGCGGUGUCUGAGGCUGGGACCGUCCUCCCGGGCUACCUGGCGGUGAUCUUAUCGGUCCUCAUGGUGACUCUAGUAGUCGUUGUGGUGGCUGGAAACGCGCUGGUCAUCAUGGCUUUUAUUGUGGAUAAAACCUUGAGAAAUCAAAGCAACUACUUCUUCUUGAACCUUGCUAUAUCUGAUUUUCUAGUGGGUGCCUUCUGCAUCCCGGUGUACAUCCCGUACAACCUGACAGGCCGAUGGAUGCUGGGCAAGGGUCUCUGCAAGGUGUGGCUGGUCAUGGACUACCUGCUCUGCACUGCCUCCGUCUUCAAUAUUGUCCUCAUUAGUUAUGACCGCUUCCUGUCAGUCACAAGAGCAGUUAAAUACAGAGCUCAGCGAAACAUGACCCGCCAGGCUGUGUUUAAGAUGGUGGCGGUGUGGGUACUGGCCUUCCUCCUCUACGGUCCUGCCAUCAUCUUCUGGGAGACCAUCGUCGGCCAGAGUGUCGUCCCGGCACACGAGUGCUACGCCGAGUUUUAUUUCACCUGGUACUUCCUGCUCAGCGCUUCUACCUUUGAGUUCUUCACCCCGUUUGUGUCUGUGGCGUUCUUCAACCUCAGCAUUUACCUGAACAUCCAUCGCAGGAACAAGAAUGGAGGCGCCUGUGCUGAGGACGACGCCAAGACGCAGAGGAUCGGUAAGAAGCGCAGAGAUGGAGGUGGCUGGUCUGUGUUUUUUGUCAAGACUCGGAAGGUAUCGUCCAGCGAGCAUACUGCUAUCUCUGCAGUUAUCGAGGACGACGAUGUCCUGUCCCCUUCCUCCAGUGGGGACCCUAAUACAAGUCAGAUAUUCAUGCAGAGGGAGAAGUUCUCUCCCAACAGAAAAAACUCCAGGCUGUUUCAGCACACGGCCUCCUGCAUGGCACCUGGCCGUAGAACACAGGGAUCUCGACUUUCACGGGACAAAAAGAUUGCCAAAUCUUUAGCCAUUAUUGUGUGCACUUUUGGGAUUUGCUGGGCUCCAUACACUCUACUAAUGAUUAUUCGCGCCGCCUGUAGUGGUGCUUGUGUGGCGAACUACUGGUACGAUAUUACAUUCUGGCUUCUGUGGCUGAAUUCUGCCAUCAACCCGUUCUUGUACCCUCUGUGCCACAGCAGCUUUCGAAGGGCUUUCUCAAAGAUCUUGUGUCCUAAAAGACAAUCAGUCCAGCCUCAGAUUGAGGCUCAGUCGUGUUAGAUGAACUCAAUUGCACUUUCAUGCUUUAUGAAUGCAGUAACUGUUGUCGGUCAAACACUGUAAAAAAAAACAACAAAACAAAACAUAUAUAUAUAUAUAUAUUACUGUUCUUCCAUCCAAAACAAACAAACAAAAAAAAUCUAGUUAUCAAAAGUAAGAGCUGUUUGCAUUAAAGUGUCUUGUGCGAGGAUUAUCACAUCAUAUAUGACAGCAAUAUGACAAUUCAUACAGUGA